This is a messenger RNA of Python bivittatus (Burmese python), 951 nucleotides long. Its product is annotated as olfactory receptor 6X1-like. Gene Ontology annotation, cellular component: membrane. Gene Ontology annotation, molecular function: olfactory receptor activity; G protein-coupled receptor activity. Gene Ontology annotation, biological process: G protein-coupled receptor signaling pathway. Lineage: Eukaryota; Metazoa; Chordata; Lepidosauria; Squamata; Pythonidae. The record is from RefSeq and is a predicted model, not a curated record.
AUGAAUUUGACCAACUGUACAAGAGCAACUGAAUUUAUUCUUGUUGGAUUGCCAAGUGUUUCAGGAAUGGAAAACAUGAUGUAUGCUAGUGUCUUUGUGCUCUACCUCCUGUGUCUGAUGGGCAAUGGGCUCAUCAUCAUGAUUGUAAUUGUGGACCACCAUCUCCAGAAGCCCAUGUAUUUCUUCCUUAGCAACCUUUCUUUCAUUGACAUUGGACACACCACAGCCUUUAUUCCUAAACUGCUGGUCAAUUAUCUCUCUGCUAGCAAUUCCAUCUGUUUCUAUUGCUGUGUAAUACAGUUGUCCUUCUAUUUCCUUUUUGGGGUCACGGAAUUUUUUAUCAUCACUUUGAUAUCCCUGGACAGAUACGUAGCCAUUUGCCAUCCUUUGAGGUAUGCCAUUAUCAUGACUUCUGGGGUCUGCCUUAAACUGGCAGUAGCAGCCUGGUUUGGAGGCUUUUUCUCCAUUCUUUGUCAACUAGUAAUGAUUGGAAACCUACCCUUCUGCACCUCCAACAUUAUCAAUCAUUUCUUUUGUGAUGUGGGACCUGUGUUGAAGAUUGCAGGAGGAGAUAUACAUGUCAUUGAAGCCCUUGGCUUCCUAGUUACUGUGGUUAUUAUUAUGUCUUCCCUGCUUUUCACCCUCAUUUCUUACCUCUUCAUCAUCUGCACCAUUCUCCGAAUGCCUUCAAACACCAGACAGCAGAGGGCCUUUUCUACCUGUGCUUCCCAUCUGAUUGUCGUCACCAUUUUCUAUGGGUCAGUCUUUUUUGUCUACUUAAGACCUACGGUCAAGAACUCUUCCUUUGGCGUAAUCAAGUCUGUUUCUGUGGUGAAUAGUAUAGUUGCUCCAGUGCUAAAUCCCUUUAUUUACACCAUUAGGAACAAUGAGGUAAAAGAAGCUGUGUGGAAAACAUUAAGAAAAAACAUUCCAGCUUUCCCUAAAAUCUAA